UACAGCUUAUGGCAUACACUGUAUCACCUGGGGAGCUCAUACAGUAACGUACAUUCUUAUUGUGCGUAAUUCAUAUCGCGUAUAACAAGGGAACGCUACUUCAAAACAGACACGUUAGUGGAGUUUAAAAACACUUGCACUAAUUGCGAAAGACAGCUUAUUAUUUCUUUUUAUGGAUUUUUGAACACAGUGAAGGACCUAGGAUCAUGAUGUAGACCUCGGUUUUGAAAUAGGGAUUGACCAUUUUAGACAUCGAGUGAUUGAAGUUCGAGCUAGACUGGGCUCGUUACCGGUUAGCAGAGGCUUGACACGCGGAGGAGUGCCCCGCUAGACUACGAAGAUACGGAGUCGAGUGGACGAAGCCAACGGGCAGCCGCUGCUUAGUAUGAGCUUAUCGGGCUGCCCGCACGUAGCUGCCUUCAAGAAGAGCAAAGGAACAAAGCCGUUUAGAAUUAUUCAAGCUUUCUUUGUGUCAUGUAGCUCUGUCGAAAAUGUUAAGAGAAAAGCUCGGGCAGGUAGCUGUCACGUAUGCCAGCAGUGUAACCAACGUCUUCAUGCGUGCCUAACUUGUGUGUUCUUCGGCUGCUACACCAUGGGCCAUAUACAAGACCAUGCCAGAUCCACCAAGCACAAUCUUGCCGUAGACAUGACUCACGGGACAGUUUUCUGUGUGCCGUGUGGAGACUACGUCUACGACUCUGAGUUUGAACAGAUAUCACAGGAGGAGAGAUUAAAUUGUUCAAAAUUCCAUGGUUCUAGUGUUCAAGGCUUCUCUGCAUGGGAAGCCACAGGCUAUGAGAUAGAGCUUCUCAGGAGGAACCCUACCAGAAAGAAAGUAUCAGGAAGCUCUACAAUAGGUCUACGGGGGCUGAUCAACCUAGGUAACACAUGUUUCAUGAAUUGCAUCGUUCAGGCUCUGACCCACACUCCUCUUCUCAGGGACUUCUUCCUUUCAGACAAGCAUCACUGUGAAAACGAACGCAGUAGAGAUAAUUGUCUUGUGUGUGAAAUGACCAGGGUAUUUCAGGAGUUCUAUUCUGGAAUCCGCUCAGUGCACAUUCCUUAUCGGUUACUACAUCUGGUUUGGACUCAUGCAAGGCAUCUAGCUGGCUACGAGCAGCAAGAUGCCCAUGAAUUCUUCAUUGCUGCAUUAGAUGUCUUACACAGACAUUGUAAAGGGCACAAUGGAGCUUCAGGCAAUAACCCAAAUCAUUGCAAUUGUAUCAUUGACCAAAUCUUCACUGGAGGGCUGCAGUCUGAUGUAACUUGCCAAGCAUGCAAGGGUAUAUCAACAACAGUAGAUCCAUUUUGGGAUAUAUCUCUGGACCUGGGGCCGUCUAGUAGUAGCAAUAGUGCUCCCCUGCCUGUUCCCAUCAUCGUACCCACCCCUCUACCAGACUUCUCAUUAGACAGUAACUCUUCAGGUUCCAGUACUAGUAGUAGCAGUCUCCACAAUGGUGACUCAGGCCUUAUGUCACCCCCUGGGUUUGAUGACGUACCACAUUCCCUCGAUGAUUGCUUACGAAGAUUUACCCGUCCAGAGUAUUUGGGCAGCAGUGCAAAGAUUAAAUGCAGUGUUUGUCAGAACUAUCAGGAAUCUACCAAGCAACUCACCAUGAAGACGCUACCGCUGGUUGCAUGCUUUCAUCUCAAGAGAUUUGAGCAUUCAUCAAGGUUUAGGAAAAAGAUCUCUACAUUCAUCUCCUUCCCUCACGAGCUGGAUAUGACACCAUACAUGUCGACCCAUCGGAGAGCUAAUGGUCUAAGUCAUCAUCCUAGGUCAAACAGAACAACUACCUCAGAUAAUCAAUACUCAUUGUUUGCAGUAGUCAACCAUCAUGGGUCCCUAGAAGCAGGUCAUUAUACCUGCUAUGUCAGGCAACAUCAAGAUCAGUGGUUCAAAUGUGAUGAUGCCCUCAUCACUAAGGCAAGCGUUCAUGAUGUCCUGCAGAGCGAAGGGUACCUCCUCUUCUACCACAAGAGGAUUCUGGAGUAUGAGUGACACAGGAUGACAUACUAGCAUCUAGUUAGCAAGUAUUCUCCACCGCUCCACUCAUCAGGACAUGUUCGGAUGCAAUCAAAAACUAUUUCAAUUUUAUUUGUGUGUGAAACUAACUAUAAAGGCAAGAGACCAUUGAAGAGACGUGAAAUAUGCUUAGUGGUCGACGAGCUGUAAAAUUCUUGUAUUGUGGAAUUCCAAGCGGGACUGAGUAUGUGUUUAAUAGCCAGUCUGUCCUACCUUUCUCUGUAUGUGCAUAAGUCUGUCAUCAUAAUAAAAAAUGUUGUCUUCGUUGAAUGGAUAGCUGAGCACCAAAGCAAAGCACGAUUAGUUCACCGUCUUGGCUUCAUGUGCUCCUGAUGAUUCUCAUGCUUAUGAUGAAGAGAAGGCAAGAAAUUAUUAUGAAUCGAGGAAAAAAAUGUUUACUGUGAAUUUAGGUAGACCAAAAUGUCGUUAGUGCUGAUUCCCCAGCAUCGAGACAUCUCUACGUUGUCAUGUUUGGAAAGGAACCUGAGGUAGAUGUCUGCAUUGGGGAAAAGAUGUUGGAAGGAUGGGGGAUACGUUGCAUCGUUCUGUUUGAUACUGAAGGCCAUUUCCAACGAGCCAGCAAGCCAGCCAGCCAGCCUAAUGCCGCCUAUUGGGAACAUCCAUCACCAUUACAAGAUUCUCACAGUUAGUAGUGUGGUCUGCUGAAAUUUGAGCGGAGUCAUCAGGUUGUGUAGCAAAGUAAGAAUGGAUAUUAUCCCCCAUCCCCCAAAUAAAACAAUUUUAAAGAUGAAAAAUAAGCCCUUCUAUUUACUGUUUUGUUCUGUUUCUCAGCUUAUUUUCCACAAAAUCAGUGAAAGUUGCAAUGCACUCAUUAUUUUUUUUGUUUUUUUGGUGUCAGUUUUGGAAAGCAAUUAACUCGGUAUAUUGUGCACAGUUGCAUAACACGAUUGACGAGAACUACGAUAUUACCCAGUUUCUGAAGUAACACCUAUUAUUCCAAUGCUUUACAACCAACCCUUUCACUUAGGUCAAGGGAACAGUCCCAAAUUGAUAGACCAAGCCUAUGUAGUCUAUGUAUUUAAUGAUUCUCUUGGAAUUAAAUGUAUUUUGUACUUAUGAGCAUAUAUAUAUAUUUAGUAUUUACUAGGUCUAUGGUAACAAGUUACCUAUUCCUAGGGUUAUUUAUACAAGUCAUACAGGUAAGCCAGGUUUCUACACAGACUCAAUAUUCUGUACUUUAAACAUAUUCACAGCCACAUUGUUUAUCCAAAGCCAACAAAAAAUUGAUAUGAAUGUUUCAUUUACCGAGGAAUGAUAUCACUGUCAAUAUCAUUAUCAAAUCUUUUAUACCGCUAAUAUAUCUUUGCCAAAUUCCUUAUAUUGGUGAGUUAGUUUCAUUGAAGACAAAAAUAUUACAUAUAUUGUAUUCUUUUAAUCAUACCAAUUUAUAGUCAAUUCUGUUUGUUAUGCUGAAAUAGAAUGAAGCACAAUCAAGGAAGGACCAAGGUAGUUGGAUUGGAGAAUGUGAAUGAUGACUCUGUAAAAGUAAAUGUUCAUGUUAAGUUGUCUCACAAUUUAAAGUUUUUUAUAGCAAUAUGAUUUGUUUUUUAAUUCGUUGUUACAAAUGGAGGACCAAAGAAAGAGGGAUAAUGGCAUUUUACCUGGUGCUUGUCAACAAUGCUGUAUACCUCAUUGGUUUUUACUCUCCCACCCCCCUCCCCAACCCCCUCUCUCUCUAUAUCUCUCUCACUCACUCUCUCUCUCUCUCUCUCUCUCACUCUAUCUCUAUCUCUAUCUCUAUCUCUCUCUGUCUGUCACUCUCUCCCUCCUUCACUCCUUGUCUGUCUCUCUCUCUCCUUCUCUGCUGUCUGAAAAUUGAAUAGACCUACUUCUUUUUGUAUUUGACAAAGUUGACAUGGAAGUGUUACAAAAGAUGGCUCAUGGGCUGCCAUCCAUCCCUGCAGUCGGAGGGCAUUGUCAUCAAGCUUAGUUUGCACGUAGUACUGACAGUAUAUCACGGCACCUGAAUCAUGCAUGUGCGUGAAACACAAUGUUACGUAUAGGGUCUAGUUGGUCUAGUGGUCGCCACUCGCCUCUGAGUUGACCCCUCUGUCUUUGCCCAGAAACGUACUCUGAUAGACACCGGUUGCGUCUUUUGGAUGGUGACAUGAAAAGGACGAUCCUCAGACGUAAAUGAUCAUAUCCGGUUGACCUUGACCCACAACAUGAUAUAGAAUCCCAAUUACAUAGCUACAUUACAUGGUCAUUGUAGGAUAGUCUGUAGCGCUAUGCCGUAACUGCAUCUUGUUGACCUGACCUAUGGUCAUUUGAAUUAGACCUUGUAAAACACCUGGAAAAUCGCAGGGACAGGUUAUGCAGAAUUUGAUAUCGAUUAAGAUAAUGAGGUACAGUAUUUAUUCAAUAAUUUUGAGUUUGUAUCAAACUAAAAAGGGUUAAUUAAAUAUGGAUCCUAAUGGAGACUUUGUGACUCUUCUCACUCAAAUUGCUGCAGGAAAUGGUGAGAUAUUUCUAAGGUAUAAUUUUUCUUUCCCAAUAUAAUGAUUGUUUUCUGUUUGUUUCUUUGUAUAAAUUUGCAUGAAUUGUUUAUUAAUGAUAUUGGGGGUCCCUUUAUACCCACCUUGCCUAUGAUUUUGAUAUUUUACUUCAUUUUUUUAAAUUCUUGUUUUAUAUUAUGAUUUUUACAUCCUUGUAGAAUCAGAAAUUCAGUAUGAGUAAGUGGUGGAUUGAUAUAAAUGAGAUCAUCAGUCAAACUGGCCAUUAUAUGUAGUUACACUGAAUUACUUGCGAGGAAAGGGUGACUAUAACUACAAUGACAUCAGGUUCUUCAGAAAACCUUUACUUUAUACAUGUAGAUUAAUUAAAGGCUCUAUGUCCUAUUUGCAGGCCAACAAAAUGAAAAGGUUAAAUUCCACUGGCAUUUGGAAGAUCAUACUAAUUUAGAGCUUCCCUCAAAACGAAAGGGCUUGAAAAUGUCUUUUUGCGGGAAAAUAUAUUUAAGAUAUUGACCUUUUUAAUUGUCUAUCCCUGAUUUUGAAUUUCUGUACUAUUUUUUUCUUCUAUUUGUUUUGUAUCUCAGGUGCUAUAAGCAUGUACUGAUUAUAUUGUUCUAAGUAUUUUGUAAUGGUUUUUAUUAGAGUACCAAGUAUCUCAACACAAAUGACUGAUUGCAAAGUCCACUUUUAUCUCUUCAUUGAUUUUUAUUUUCUCUUUUAUUUUCUUCUUAAUUUUAUUUCUUUUCAUGGGCAUCAAUGAGGAUUGUUUGUGAAUCCUCUUUUUCAGGCAUGGUGGUAUCAUAUACCCCUGAGAUAUCUGUUAUUUUGUUGAACCAUUGUUGAUGGAGUCUCGUCAAUGCAGGACCUAAUUAUUAUUUCAAUGCAUAUGUUUAAAACCAAGUCCUACCAGAUGUGAAAGGUACCUGACAUUUUUAUCUGAGUUGUAUUUUGAAAAUGGGAUAAUCCUUGAAUUUUUCUAUUUGACUUCAAAUUUUGAAAUCAUAAUUUAUUUUUGUUUUUAUUUGUGUUAUUUCAUUAAUUUAUUUCAUCCACUGCAGAAUCCGAGUGGGAUAGAUCUUUGUCACAAUAAUGCUACUGAAUUCCAUCAUUUGCGAACAAAUUGAAGCCUCAAUUUUGUAGAUUUGUGGAUGAUUGGUAAUUUAUUCUGAAUGGUUGAAAUGGAAGGGGAAAUUAUAUGUGAAAUUAAUUUUGCUUGACAUGCUCAUUCAAAACUCAAAACACCUUUGUUUUUUUAAAUCUUGUAAUCAUGCUAAUAUCAUGACAAGUAACAUUUUGCAAAGCAUUAGUGAAUGUUGAGCAAAUAGUCAAUAUAUGUAUCUUUUACCACACAAGUGUAUUAGAAUAACAAUAUAAACAACUUUUGUAAGAAUAUCAGUCAUUUUUGCCAUUAGUAUGCACUUUUUGUGUCCUUUGUCUGUCUUACUAAUAUGCCCUCAAACAAGGCAUUUUAUCUACAGUUGUCUCUCUCGACCCGGGUUUAUUAAGUGACCCAUUAACUGAUUACAUGGUAGGAAGAAAUCUCCUUCAAUGUGGUGAGAAAGGUCUAUAAUGGCUGAUUUUCACUUUGUUCCAUCAGCGAAAAGCACUUCUGCAGAUCCAACAAACGUGGUUAUGAAUACUAAAUUUCACGACUUGUUCUGUAUGUGUGUUAUACAUGUAUCCCAUUUACACAAGUAUUAGACUAUAAAGGAUCAUGAAGAUAAUGAUAGGAGUAUAGAGAAAGAGGAAAGAGCUAUAUUGUAAUUUAAAUUGAGUCAAAACUGGAAUUUCCAGCCAUCCGCUUUACAUAGAGCAUUGCUGAUGGAAAAAAUUGUUUUAUUGCUUUUGUAUUCUUCAAUGGCUGAGACUUAGUCAAUCAAUUCGCAUAGAGCAAAAAAAAAGCUCUUUAAUGGAUUCCUUCAUGACACAAUGCUUGAUGUCAUGCUUGGAUUAUUGAAAUAUUGAUUUCCAUUUUCUUUUGGCAAGAAAAAGAUAGGAAAAUAAUAUUUUUUGCAUGAUAUAAUAUUGAUUGUUAUGUUAUUUUUUGUUGUUACCUGUCUUGUUUUUGCUCUUUAAUGAUUGAAGAGGUAUCCAAAUGCAUUCAGUAAAGGUAAUAUCCAUUUAAGAAAUGGUCAAUACUUAUUUUGAAAUAUGACAUUAAAAUUGAAUAUGUAUAUGUCAACUGA
This is a messenger RNA of Strongylocentrotus purpuratus (purple sea urchin), 6686 nucleotides long. RefSeq names its product ubiquitin carboxyl-terminal hydrolase 22. The record is from RefSeq and is a predicted model, not a curated record. NCBI's taxonomy places the organism in Eukaryota, Metazoa, Echinodermata, Echinoidea, Camarodonta, Strongylocentrotidae. Gene Ontology annotation, molecular function: cysteine-type deubiquitinase activity; zinc ion binding. The transcript is spliced from 13 exons. Gene Ontology annotation, biological process: protein deubiquitination. Bases 386 to 2002 code for a protein of 538 amino acids.